UUCAGUUCUGCGGCGACCAUCGAAUGGUCAAGUUCGGCGUUUCCUUUGUCCCCAGUGCGAAGUGUUUUGGGCUGCGAAAGUGUUUUGUUUCAGUGUGACUAAGCUGAAAUUCCGACUUCGGGAUAGACUGUAAAAAUAACUUGUUAAUUAGGCCCCAGUGAUACUCUAAAGAUGGCCAAGAUAAACCUAUUAAGACACCUUGUCUUAGCCCUGAUGCUCUAUAGUGUGGCCACGGCCAAGGAACAUCUGCGUAUCCGAAGGCAAGCUGUGGAAUCGGUGACUGUCGCACUUCCGAAUGCUAGUAAAGUUAUUGCCUCCGAAGAGAUUGAGACCCAAACGGAAAUCCCCAAUUCGAAGGCAAAGCCAACCGAAAUCAAUAAGACUGAGAAACCCAUUGAGACAGUUGAGACCCGCAACUCGGCUUUUGAUUUGCCGGCCAGUUCUGAUUCAUCCAGCCCCUUGGGUUCCGAGGAGGAUAAUAUCUACUAUGACAAUGCGCCAAUAGAUUGCAAUCCCGAUCUUGUGGGCUUUGAAAUUGUGACAGGAUAUGUCUUCUCGGCUCCCGAGAAACUGAUGGACUCCCAGCCGGGCACUCUAAUGCUCACUGAUUGCCUAGACACCUGUAGGAAGAAUAAAACUUGCCAGUCAGUCAACUAUGAGACCGGGCUUUGCGUGCUGUUUUCAGCACAUGCUGAUCAAUUACCGGGUGCCCUAACAAAGUCGCAGUUCCCCGUAUUCACUAUCUAUGCCCAAAAAUCAUGCCUCUCCGUAAAACCCUGUUCGCGAGCCUGGUAUGUCGAUCGUGUACAAAAUUAUAAGCUCAAGACGGAAGUUAAGCGUACCGUGUCGGUGGCGUCAAGACGCGAGUGCUUUGAACUUUGCCUAAGCGAAACCGAAUUCACAUGCAGAUCUGCCAACUAUGAUCGUGUGUCUGGAGCUUGCGAGCUAAGUGAGUUGGAUCGUUUAACAUUAGCCGGCUCCAAUGCCUUCCAGACAAACGAAGGGUCCGACUACCUUGAGAAUCACUGUGUCGAUGAACCCAACAAGCUGUGCGAAUUCAAACGUCUUCGUGGUCGCAUUUUAAAGACGGUUGAUUCUGUUUACCAAGAAGUCAGCAGUAUUGAUGAGUGCCGCGAGCUGUGUCUCAAUUCGCCUUAUAGGUGCCACUCGUAUGACUACAAUGACACUGGAGAUAUGGUUUGUAGAUUGUCUCACCACAGUCGUGCCACUUUGGCCGAUGUGCAGGAACCCUUCCUGGAAGUUCCCGAGGCCUCGACCUAUGAACUGAGUUCCUGUUACAACGUCACCAUUGAGUGCGGCGGGGGAGAUAUGCUGGCACGCAUUCGCACCUCCAAACUGUUCAGUGGAAAGGUGUACGCCAAGGGAUCUCCCAAAUCCUGCUCAGUGGAUGUUAAAAGUGCCCUGGACUUCGAGCUGCGCAUGAACUAUCACGAUCUGGAGUGCAAUGUGCGACAGAGCACUGCCGGUCGUUAUGUGAAUGACAUAAUUAUCCAGCACCAUGACAUGAUUGUGACAUCCUCCGAUUUGGGCUUGGCCUUGGCCUGUCAGUACGAUCUGACCAACAAGUCGGUUAGCAAUGGCGUAGACUUGGAUGUGCGUGGGGACAUCAUGCCGGCACUUUCUGAGGAGGUAAUUGUGGAAUCACCUAAUGUUAUCAUGCGGAUUACCUCCCGGGAUGGUUCGGAUAUGAUGCGCUCUGCCGAGGUUGGCGACCCGCUGGCUUUGAAGUUCGAGAUUGUCGACGAACAGAGUCCCUACGAGAUUUUCAUUCGGGAGUUGGUUGCCAUGGAUGGCGUGGAUAACUCGGAAAUUACCUUAAUUGAUUCAAAUGGCUGCCCGACUGACCACUUUAUAAUGGGGCCAAUUUACAAGGGCUCGGUUUCCGGCAAGGUGCUGCUCUCCAACUUCGAUGCCUUCAAGUUCCCAUCGAGUGAGGUGGUUCAGUUCAGAGCUUUGGUAACGCCAUGCAUGCCAAGUUGCGAGCCCGUCCAGUGCGAACAGGAGGAUACUAGUGGUGAAUUCAGGUCACUGUUGUCCUAUGGCCGAAAACGCAGAUCGCUUAACUCCACAGAUGAUCAUCCCAGACCACGUCGCGACAUCGACACUUCAAAGAAAUCCGCGCCUAGCGACAUGCUGCUGGUUCAAUCUAUUCAGAUAACAGACAAAUUCGGAUUCAAGCAAGAUAAGCAAGAAAGCGGGGAUUAUUAUGAUGGAAAUGAAACCACAUUUACGGCCAACGAAGAGGGGCAUGGAUUUUGUGUUAAUGCUAUUGGUCUUAUUACAGCUGCCACCAUUUUCUUGCUAACUCAGUUGGCAGUGAUCGCGAUCUGGACUUACUGCUACCAACGUCGUCAGAAACUCCAGCCGUAUCAGCAUUCUUACUAAGCAGAAUCGCAAUAUUCUUUUACAUUAACAUUAACGUCUAAGCUUCAAAAGGUGCAAUCAAUAUUUACGCAACGUUAUGCUAAUUAACUGCUACGAAUACCCGUCGUCCUGAUACAACAUCCGCUAUUUGCCUUAUCUAGUCAGUGCACGAUUUUAGAGAAAAUGAAAUUUAUGUGUCUUGUUCGGUGGAAUUCAGAUUGUUUGCAUUGCAGCCAUGGCGUUUUGAAACACUCGUGUUAGGUUUGUGUAUUCUUCUAACAGAUUCCCUACUUGUAAAGGAAGUUCGACACCUGCCUUGAACUUCUUUUGUGACUUCGGAAGUUGAAUGGUUGACAUUUGUAAAAACUAAUACAUAUUACAUUUACUUUCUCGAAUUAACACCUUAUCAUCUGUAUCGAAUGCUACUUAGUUAAGUUAAGCACUAUAAUUUAUUACAUAUCAAUGACAGUUUAAUGUUUGCAUUGGACCCCUUUAAUUUUAUGAAACGAAACUCAUCUUAUUAUUAUUAAACAUUAAGAUUUUUAAUGAA
Drosophila rhopaloa is the source of this 2935-nucleotide messenger RNA. RefSeq lists its product as uncharacterized. The transcript has 8 exons. Lineage: Eukaryota; Metazoa; Arthropoda; Insecta; Diptera; Drosophilidae. Bases 172 to 2406 code for a protein of 744 amino acids. The record is from RefSeq and is a predicted model, not a curated record.